GCGACUGUGCCAACCAGCGCGAGAGUUGAUCGAGAGAAACGCGGGCUUAUUAUCACGCCGGCGUAACUCACAUGUCACGCAGUCGAGGUUAAAAUAAAUUAUUUAAAAACAACUUUGAAUUUUUGAAAGAAAGAUAUCAUUAAAAUGGGUGACUCCGAUCUGAACGAGCUGCUGCGGAAAGCCGAGCAGAUGGCCGCCGACGUCGAGGGCAACGGAGAGCUACCACAGGUCGAGAGGAAUCUACGACAGAUUCUGGACGGAUCCAACGAGAUCUGGUCGCAAAUGACGCAAACUGGAUCCCAAGACAAUCAAGUCCAGGCGCAUCUUCUUUUGGGCUCCAAAGGCAUAGAUCUGCAGCAGAUAUCGCAAAAGUUAAAUUCGCUCAGCACUAGACGUACGUUUGAACCACUCGACCCAAUAGCAGAUACUGAUAUUCCUAGUUUUUUGAAAAAUGAGAAAGAAAAUGCUAUUUUGUCCAUCAUUGAACAAGUUCACAGAGAUACUUUUGAGCAAAACCGUGCUCAAACCUUGGAACACAUUCUUGGGGAGUGGAAACAAAUGAGAACUGAAAUUAUGAAUUCUAUGACAGCACCAUCGGGAGAAUUGGUUGACUUACGAGGAACACCUCAGCGUACCAAGAUUGCUGGUUCAAUCACCACUAACUUGACUAAUGUUGAAGCUGCAUAUGCCAAAGAACUUCAAAAUUACAAUGAACACGUUCUUAAAGGAAUUUCCAGACCUAAUUUGUUUGUGUGUUUUGCUAAGGCUGCUGAAACAUUUAAUGACAAAAAAAUUGUUGAUAUGUGGCAAAUGGUCAAGAGCAUGGUAGAACUCCCUCCAGUGCCAGGUGGUGAUCAAAUAAAAUCAAGAACUUCCACCAUUGUUGAACAAAAAAUUGUAUCAUUAGCUAGGAAAUACUUAGAAGGCAGAUACAAGGAGUUUAUGAAUGCCAUAGUAAAUGAAAAUUUAGCUCAAGCUAAAAGAGGAGGUAUUCCAGGUACAUUACCUCUGGUAAAAAGUUUUGUUGGUAUCAAAGUACAGAAUAUGAGAGAUUUGGAAGAAAUUAUUAUUGAAGACAGACCGCUCUGGCCAUUAGUUUAUUAUUGCAUAAGAGCUGGUGAUCUCAAAGCUGCCUUACAAUGCAUUAAUCAGUGCGGAGAAGCUUUUCAUGAAUUCCGAACUGCUCUAGAAGAGGCAAUUCAAGAUCCUCACCGUAGACCAAGCCCUCGAUCUGAAGCUACUUUAAAACUUCAUUACAGAAAACACGUAAGAUCAGUUAGCGAUCCUUAUAAGAAAGCAGUUUAUUGUGCCCUUGUGCCUUGUGAACCCGAUGAUUUGCAUACAGAAGUUAUGUCUGCUGCUGAUGAUUAUUUGUGGCUAAAAUUAUGUCAAGUCAGAGAACAAUCAGAAACAGAUCACAAACUGACCUUAGAUCAUCUACAAACUACUAUUUUGGAAGUUUAUGGUGAAUCUUACUAUCAUGCUCAUGAGCAACCGUUAUUGUACUUUUCAAUGUUAUUUUUAACUGGUCAGUUUGAGUCAGCUAUUGAAUUUUUGGCUAGAGGAGCUGGAGCAAAACAUCUGUGCCAUGCCGUUCAUUUAGCUGCAGCUAUGCAUGAGCAUAGUUUACUGGCAACGAGUCAAAGUGUUGUGUCACCAUUAAUGAGUGUAGAUCCAGCAGAUAAACAUCCUGCUAAAAGAUUGAAUUUUGCCAGAUUAAUUUUACUAUAUGUGAAGAGAUUUGAAGCAUCUGAUCCAAAAGAAACAUUGCAAUAUUUGUUUUUGUUGAGAAGUAUGAAAGAUCCAUAUGACAGAAAUAUGUUUGCUGCAUCAGUUGCAGAGAUGGUUGUUGAAUCUCCAGUAAAUAAUCGUUCACUUCUUGUUGGAAAACUUGACAAAGAUAGACGUUUGCCUGGUUUAGUCGAUCAAUUCCAGAUUAACACUGAAGAUAUUAUAAAUAUUAGUGCAGAAACACUAUACAAAAGAGGCAUUCUUGAAGAUGCAAUUAUGAUGUAUGAUCUUGCAGGAAAUCAUGAAAAAGUAUUAAGUCUCAUAUGUGUGUUGUUGGCUCAAAUAGUUAGUCAAAGAACUUCUCCAGGUUCACUUAGGUCUAGAUUACAAGUUCUAUCAGCAGACAUUAGUUCUAGGUAUCAAGGAUUACCAAUUCAAGCGCCUGCAGAGUUAGUUGCAUCUUUCUACACUUUAAGGGAUCUCAUGGUAUUUUUUGAUCAAUUCCAUAAUGAACAGUACCAAAAUGCAUUGAGGACAAUAGCAGAAUCCAAAUUAUUGCCACUAAAUGUUAGAGAAGUUGAUGAACGUGUCACCGCUCUAAAACAUGUUUCCCCUGAAGUUUCUGGCACUUUGGCUGAUGUUUUACUCGCUACUAUGACUAUUCUCUACCGUCAGUACCAAAAAUUAAAGUCUUCUGAUCCAGGAGAUGAAAUAGCCAGAGAGCAGCAAUUGAAAGAUUUGCGUCAACAAGCAAGAGCUUUGACCAGCUUUGCUGGAACAUUACCUUACAGAAUGCCCAAUGAAACCAACAGUAAAUUAGUUCAAAUGGAAAUUUUAAUGCAUUGAUGAAGAUUUUAUUUGUAAUAAUUACUGUAACUUGUUUUGUAUAUGUAAACUAAAUAUUUUUAUAAGUAAAUUUUAAAAAUUCAGAUAUAUAUAAAAUCAUUGAAAUAACGUUUUAUUUUUAAACGUACAACAAGACAUCUGUAUAAUUUUCAGUACUCUCAUGAAUGAAUUCUUUGAAUAGUAUUUUAUUAUUUUUAAAGAAUAUAAACAGAUUCAAUUUUUCAAA
Trichogramma pretiosum is the source of this 2803-nucleotide messenger RNA. RefSeq names its product nuclear pore complex protein Nup93-like. Gene Ontology annotation, cellular component: nuclear pore. The coding region runs from base 145 to 2577 and encodes 810 amino acids. Gene Ontology annotation, biological process: poly(A)+ mRNA export from nucleus; protein import into nucleus. The transcript has 6 exons. Lineage: Eukaryota; Metazoa; Arthropoda; Insecta; Hymenoptera; Trichogrammatidae. The record is from RefSeq and is a predicted model, not a curated record. Gene Ontology annotation, molecular function: structural constituent of nuclear pore.